This is a messenger RNA of Syngnathus acus (greater pipefish), 1355 nucleotides long. RefSeq names its product natterin-3-like. The record is from RefSeq and is a predicted model, not a curated record. The coding region runs from base 127 to 1305 and encodes 392 amino acids. The transcript is spliced from 3 exons. Lineage: Eukaryota; Metazoa; Chordata; Actinopteri; Syngnathiformes; Syngnathidae.
AUCCUGAUUUUGUUUGCACUGGUCGAUCUUUUAAACAGAGUCAAAGUACAGCUGCAGCUCAGACUAUAUUUGUGUGUGCCGCCUAUUGCCAGUAGCAGACACGCUUGAAUUGAUGAACAAAACAAGAUGGCCAAGCUGUGGGUUCCUUUUCUGCUGUUGGCCUCGAUGCACCUGACCUCGUGCGCGAGCAUUGACAACUGCGAUCAACAGCCAAGCUCAAGCGCUCCAGCUAACCUCCAUCCCGCCUCGGAAAACAAGUAUCCAGAACAGCCCCCCCAAAAAACAGCUCUGAGCCCGUCAUCUGACUUUUGGAAAGAAGCACGGGAUGCCCCGUCGGCAGACUUUGAUGAAACAAACUUGGAAUGGGAGCGGUGGGACGGCACCAUCCCUGAUGGCGCCGUGUCCAUCUACAACUCAUAUUCCAGCCGCGUAGAUUACAUAUGCAAAGUGAGCUGCCAUUCGGGCUACUACGACUCCACGCUCAGCACCGCUGCCUGCGCCUACACCGCCAAUGGGGCGGGGUACACCGCCGAGCAGUUUGACAUGCUGGUCAACAAAGACGAAUUUGAGAUUCUGCGGUGGAAAAACGGCUACGGUGGCUCAGUGACGCCCAAUUCUAUUAAGACCUGCGUCAACGAAGAUACGUACGUGGGGAAGAACGAGUAUGGACUGGGAGAAGUGAAAGUCAGCGAAAAGGUAUUCUACUUACCCUGGGGUGGAAGUCAUUAUUGGUACAAUGAUUACCAGGUCCUGGAGACUAUGAAAGACGUUAAGAGAGAGCACCUGAUGGAAGUCAAAUACCAUACAGAGGGCAUCACGCCCAUUGAGUAUCCCCCUGAGGUCUUGAACAAGGCCACAUUAGUAAAUAGUGAGUGCAAGCCCAUUAAGAAUGAGAUCACCCUAACCAAGACUGUUGCAACAACACGAAAGUGGGACAUUAACUUCUCCGUCACGGUGGGAGUCGGCAUCACCAUCGAGACGGGAAUCCCCUUCAUAGUCAAAGGGAACAUUGACUUCAAGGCCGCCUUCACUUAUAGGUUAACCAAAGAGACUACCUAUACUGACACCACCACCCACACUCUGACGCUGGAAACUCGGGUGCCCCCCGGCCACUCGUGUACCGUCAAAAUGCAGGGCAAGAAAUACGGAUUGGAUAUCCCGUACACGGCACGCCUCAAACGCGUUUACCGCAACGGUGAGACCAAGUGGACUACCGUCACCGGGACCUUCAAGGGACUCCAGAUCUCGGAGGUUGAAGCUGAAAUGGAACGCUGUGAAUUAUUGCCAGAUGUCAAGCCUUGUUAAGACCUUCCAUUAUUUGUGAAACUGAAAUAAAAAUAACAUUCACACAAGAA